Molecule: messenger RNA, 1923 nt
Organism: Pseudozyma hubeiensis SY62
Lineage: Eukaryota; Fungi; Basidiomycota; Ustilaginomycetes; Ustilaginales; Ustilaginaceae
Product: purine permease
Exons: 1
Coding region: 1-1923 (640 amino acids)
Biological process (GO): xanthine transport; transmembrane transport
Cellular component (GO): membrane; fungal-type vacuole
Molecular function (GO): xanthine transmembrane transporter activity
Source: RefSeq, a predicted model, not a curated record
AUGUAUAAAACCGUUGACUUCUACAUCGAUGGUCCGUCCUGCCUGUUCUCCAUCCAUCCACCAAUCCUUCUUCCAUUCUCACCACUUGGCAUCUUCAAAAUGGAGAACAAGCCUUCCGUCACCGUCGAAGAGGGCUCCCUCGCCACCAUGCCCGCUGCCCCGUCUCGCUCCUUCAUCGGCAAGGUCAAGCGCGGCGUCCGUGCGCUCGGAACUCGGGAGGCAUGGCUCGGCCACCACAACUACGCGUCAAUGUUCACGCCGACGAUUCCUUUCCUUUGCAAGCCUUCCACCGAGAGCCUACCCUUUUACUCGGUGAACCAGAGGCUGCCAAUCUUCCUCGCUCUAGUACUUGGACUGCAACACGCUUUAGCGAUGGUUGGAGGUGUAGUCACUCCUCCUCUCCUGAUCGGCGGCAGUUCAGGUGCUAACUUGGGUCAGAGCGAUACCCAGUUCCUGAUCGCGUCCACUCUGAUCUGGUGCGCUUUCGGAACCGCGCUCCAGGUUUCGCGCACUCGUCUCUUCAACACCAAGUACUACCUCGGUACCGGUAUCGUCAGCGUCACUGGUGCCAGUUUCGCCACCAUUUCGAUCGCUCUUUCGUUCUUUGCUCAGUCGUACGCCAAUGGGUACUGCCCCGUGGGAGCGGGCGGAGUUAAGCUGCCUUGUCCGAAGGCGGUGGGCGCUUUCAUGGGCACGUGCUGCUUGUGUGGGUUGAUUGCCGUCGCUAUGGCUUUCAUUCCGCCCAAAGCUAUCCGCAAGCUCUUCCCGCCUCUGAUCGUCGGUAUGAUGCUCGCGCUCAUCGGUGCAUCGCUCGUCAAGUCGGGCAUCACCAAUUGGGCAGGAGGCAGUGCUCCGUGCAGCACAAACCAUGCCAUCAAGUGUACGAUUGGAAAGCAGAGCCAGUACUGGGGAUCCGCUCCUCUCAUCGGUCUCGGAUUCGUCUCCUUCGCCACCAUCAUCCUCUGUGAGAUCUUCGGAAGCCCCUUCCUCAAAUCCGCUUCCGUCUUCGUCGGUCUGGUCAUGGGCAUGAUCGUCGCCGCAGCUACCGGAUACUUCAACGAGAGCACCAUCAGGAACGCACCCUCCGGAGCAUUUUUGUGGACGAAAACGUUCCCUCUCAGCAUCAAGCCCGAGCUGAUUCUGCCUCUGCUGGCCGCGUACAUCGUCAUUAUCGCCGAGACCGUCGGCAACGUCACCGCCUCGUGCGAUGCUUCUCGCCUGCCCAUGGACGGGAUCGAGUUCGAGUCGCGCAUUCAGGGUGGUAUGCUCGCCGAUUCCAUCUCCGCCACCCUCGCCGGUGUUGCCAUGGUUCCACCGCUCACCACCUUCUCCCAGAACUCCGGUGUCAUCUCCCUCACACGCAAUGCCUCGCGAACCGCCGGUUUCGUGUGCGCCGCCAUCCUCUUCCUCAUGGGUGUCAUCGGCAAGUUCUCAUCGCUCUUCGUCGCCAUGCCGGCGAGCGUCCUGGGCGGCUUCACCACCUUCCUCUUCGGCUCCGUCGCCGUCGCAGGUAUCCGCAUCAUGGCGUACGCCAAGUGGGAUCGAAGGGCCCGCUUCAUCGCCACCGCCGGCAUGUCGUUGGGUCUGGCCAGCUUGACCCAGCCCAGCUGGUUCUCGUACUUCUUCACCUACAAGGGUAGCAAUGCCGGUCUCAAGGGUCUGAUCCAGGCUAUUGUGUUGAUCGUCGAGGAGCCGUACCUCAUCUCGAGCGUCAUGGCUAUCUUCCUCAACGCUGUGCUGCCAGCAGAGAUGGAGGAAGAAGCGCACGAGACGGUCGUGGAGGACGACGCUACUUCGUCCAAAUCCGACUCCAAGGUCGACCCGGCCGCUGAGCCAGCCACUUCUCAGCUCCCGGACCUCGAGAGCGGUGAAGAGGCAAAGCGAAAGUGGAACCAGCCUGGCACAUUCUUCCCACGUUCGUAG